Molecule: messenger RNA, 1981 nt
Organism: Asparagus officinalis (garden asparagus)
Lineage: Eukaryota; Viridiplantae; Streptophyta; Magnoliopsida; Asparagales; Asparagaceae
Product: protein phosphatase 2C 70
Exons: 12
Coding region: 212-1918 (568 amino acids)
Biological process (GO): protein dephosphorylation
Molecular function (GO): protein binding; cation binding; protein serine/threonine phosphatase activity
Source: RefSeq, a predicted model, not a curated record
UAACUGCAUUUUGCAGUGAACACAUGAAUAUAGUUUACCUUAGGAAUUACUCAUCUUUAAUUUACUUUUUUGAAAACGACAAACUGAUAUGGACAGUAAGGACCUAUAGUGAAUAUGUUUUUCAUGACAGUAACGCAUUAGCCUACAUAUCAACAUAACUUCACUGUUCAUGGACCAAUCGUCAUAUUUCUUUUACUACGCAUAACUUACCAUGUUUUAUUUUAAAUAUAUAUACCUGGUGUGGCGUUAUUUUUUAAUUAUAUAUAACAUUAUGAUAUUUACUGGUUGCUACCCUUUGCAGACUGAUGAUAUUGAAAGACCUUUUUUUUCUGAAACUUCGGCUGAUGUCUCAGGACAAAGCUAUGAUUUGGCAAAAGUUUCUGAUCAGGAAUCUAGCAUUCAAAUUGAUGAAAAUAUCACUUCACAAACAACAUAUGGGGUUGCAAGUAAUGAGAGGUUUCAAACUGACUGUUAUGUCAAUCAAGGAGAUAGCUUGAUAUUGGAUGUGGUUUCUGAGACAGCAGAUAGUCAGCAAGUUAGUCAGACACUUAAGCGUGCUUCAGUAUCAAGUAGGCCAGUUGAGGAAGCAAAACAUGUUCGAAAGGGAUAUACUGCUAGUGAUCUUCCAUCUUUUGGUGGCAAGGGCAGAGCUCAUUUUUCGGCAAUAAAGGCCAAGAGUGUCGGAGCUCUACGAAGCAGCCUGAACCUUGAGGUCAUAGCUGGUCCUGCUUAUGGUGUUUGUUGUUCCCGGUUGUCAACAAACACUUCUAUGCUUCCAGUGAUUAUCGGAAGGGUUCUUCCGAGCAACUUUGUAGUAAAGGACUCUGAAGUUUCAGGAAAGCAUGCUCUCAUAAAUUGGAAUGUGAAUAAGUCAAAAUGGGAGAUAGUGGACAUGGGUAGCUUAAAUGGGACAUUUCUGAAUUCUCGGGCAAUUCACCAUCAAGAUUCAAACUUCAGGCAUUGGAGUGAUCCUAUUGAGAUCAGAAACGGAGACAUUAUAACCCUUGGCACUUCAUCAAAAAUAUUGGUUCAUAUCUCUCAACAUGCAGAACACAGGACCCCUUUUGGGGUUGGUGUGGCGUCUGAUCCAAUGGCUAUGCGUCGUGGUGGAAAGCAGCUUCCCAUGGAAGACAUGUGCUAUUACCAGUGCCCUCUUCCUGAUGUUGAACAGUUUGGACUCUUUGGCAUUUUUGAUGGUCACGGUGGUGCCGCAGCUGCUGAAACCGCUUGCAAGAUGCUGCCUCAGAACAUUGCUGACAUUUUAUCAAAAACUGAAAAAAGAGAGAAGGUUGUUGCUCUGUGCAAUGCUUCAGAUGUCCUCAGAGAAGCUUUUCACCUUACAGAGGCUGCUAUGAAUCAUCAGUAUGAGGGUUGUACUGCCACAGUCCUUUUGGUUUGGAUUGAUCACCAUGAAGAACUCUUUGCACAAUGCGCCAAUGUUGGUGAUUCAGCUUGUGUUGUGAAUGUUAGUGGAAAGCAAAUCACAAUGACAGAGGAUCACAGGAUAAUUGGGGUAACUGAACGGGCUCGAUUCUCGAAAAUGGGAAUGCCAUUAAAAGAUGGUGAAGCACGCGUUGGUGGUAUCAAUCUCGGACGCAUGCUUGGAGACAAGUUUCUUAAAGAGCAAGACUCUCGUUUUAGUGCAGAGCCUUAUGUUAGCCAAGCUGUGCAUGUAUCAAAAUCAUGCAGAGAGGCAUUUGCAUUGUUAGCCAGUGAUGGCCUAUGGGAUGUCAUCAGUAUAAAGAAGGCAGUGCAACUUAUAGUUCAGAAGAAAGAUGCUCAUGACGCCAACUCAGCUGUCAGACUAGCAAAUUAUGUACUAGGUGAAGCUAGAAAUUUGCGAACCAAAGAUAAUACAACCAUAAUCUUCUUGGACUUUGAUUCUAUGAGAACUAAUCUAUGUAACAUUCAUUCUUAAUUCUUCCCCUUGAAUAGUUUUCUUGUUACUUUUAUAAAAGGAUUCUGCUCCAUUUUCUUCCUA